Paraphaeosphaeria sporulosa is the source of this 2355-nucleotide messenger RNA. RefSeq lists its product as uncharacterized. Lineage: Eukaryota; Fungi; Ascomycota; Dothideomycetes; Pleosporales; Didymosphaeriaceae. The record is from RefSeq and is a predicted model, not a curated record. Bases 1 to 2355 code for a protein of 784 amino acids. Gene Ontology annotation, biological process: carbohydrate metabolic process. Gene Ontology annotation, molecular function: alpha-L-fucosidase activity. The transcript is spliced from 3 exons.
AUGCGCGCCGGCUCCUGCAUCUUUGCGCUCCUCAGCGCACCCAUUGCACACGCGCAGUGGGACCCGUCCCGCUACCUCUACUUCAACUCCGCAGGCAGCGCCCUCUCAUCCUCCCUCCCUCUAGGAAAUGGCCGCGUCGCCGCAGCCGUCUACGGCACCGCGACCGAGAAAAUCACCCUCAACGAAAACUCAGUCUGGAGCGGCCAAUGGCAGGACCGCGGAAACGCGAAUUCUGCCGGCGCGCUAUCAGCGAUCAGACAAAAGCUCACGAGUGGGGAUGUCACGGGCGCCGGACAGCAGACGCUCGAUGCCAUGGCGGGGAAUCCGACGAGCCCGAAGCAGUACCAGCCCACCGUGGAUAUGGGGAUUGACUUUGGGCACAGUGGCACGUUGGGUGGGUACACGAGGGUGUUGGAUACGAGGCUGGGGACGGCGAUGGUGACUUAUACACUUGGGGGCGUUAACUAUACAAGAGAAUACGUCGCAAGCUAUCCGGCUGGUGUGCUUGCAUUUAGGAUGACGGCAAGUCAAGCUGGGAAGUUGAACGCGAAAAUUUCUCUCAACCGGUCGAAGAAUGUGGCGUCUAAUUCUGCGUCUACUUCAGGUGGAGUAAACGCUGUGACGUUGAAGUCGAACGGCGGCAUUACGUUCACGGCCGAGGCUAGAGUCGUGAGUGACGGAGGUAAGACCUUACGUAGUGGUUCAGCGAUACAGGUGACGGGCGCUACGACAGUCGACAUUUUCUUCGACGCGGAAACUGCAUACAGAUACUCGAGCUCAUCAGCAUACGAGGCAGAACUCAAGAAGAAACUAGACAACGCAGUCAAGGCCAGUUAUGAGGGUGUCAGAACGGCAGCGGCCAAGGACACAGAGGGUAUCCUUUCGCGCGUCGAUCUCAACCUGGGCUCCUCUGGCUCUGCCGGUAGCCAACCCGUUCCCACACGCCUCUCAAACUACAAAAAAAACCCAAAUGCUGAUCCUGAGCUGGUGACUCUUUACUUCAACUAUGGUCGCCACCUUCUGCUAGCAUCUUCUCGCGACUCUGGCGACCGAUCGCUGCCAGCGAAUCUGCAGGGUAUCUGGAACGACAACUAUGACCCGCCGUGGCAAAGCAAGUACACAAUCAACAUCAACACCGAGAUGAACUACUGGCAUGCUCUCACAACCAAUCUCCAAGAGACUCACAAGGCAUUAUUCGACCUCAUCGACAUUGCACGUCCCCGCGGUAACGCCAUGGCAAAGAAGAUGUACAACUGCAACAGUGGGUUUGUUCUCCAUCACAACACUGACCUCUGGGGUGAUGCAGCCCCGGUCGACAAGGGAACGCCUUAUACGAUGUGGCCGAUGGGUGGCGCAUGGCUAUCUCAGCACGUCAUGGAACACUAUCGCUUCACGCAGGAUAAGACUUUCCUGCAAGACCGCGCAUGGCCGAUUCUAAAAGACGCCGCGGACUUCUACUACUGCUACCUCUUCCAGUACAACGGCAACUACGUUACGGGCCCCACCGCCUCCCCCGAAAACACCUACAUCGUCCCCUCUAACAUGAAAACCGCAGGCAAGAGCGAAGGCGUGGACCUCGCAACCGCGUGUGACAACGAGCUUCUCUUCCACCUCUUCAGCGACGUUCUUGAGGCUGCAGAGGUCCUGGGCAUCAAUGGCACAGAUGUCACAAAAGCGAAGGACUACCUCUCCAAAAUCAAAGCCCCGCAGGUAGGCUCCAAAGGCCAGAUCCUCGAGUGGCGCAGUGAGUACAGCGAAGCUGAGCCGGGGCAUCGCCACUUCAGCCACCUCGUUGGUCUCUAUCCUGGGUCACAGAUGACGCCGCUGGUGUCAGACAAGCUUUCCAAGGCGGCGAAGGUCAGUCUGGACAACCGCAUCAAGGCUGGCUCGGGCAGCACGGGGUGGUCCCGCGUGUGGGCGAUGAAUCUGUACGCGCGCUUGCUAGACGGGGCGUCUGUGUGGUCGAACGCUAUCACCUUUCUGCAAACCUACCCCCUCGAUAAUCUCUGGAAUUCCGGGGAGAACAGGUGGUUCCAGAUCGACGGCAAUUUUGGCUUCACGUCGGCAAUAGCCGAGAUGCUGCUCCAGAGCCACUCGGUCGUGCAUGUCUUGCCUGCGCUGCCCAAGUCUGCGGUGCCGAAGGGAAGCGUCAAGGGGCUGGUUGCGAGGGGCAACUUUGUAGUGGAUGUGGAGUGGAGUGGAGGCGCGUUUGUGCAGGCUACGGUGACGUCCAAGAGUGGCGCGGACUUGGAGCUUAGGGUGGAGGGUGGAACGGCGAUCAAGGUAGAUGGGAAGGCGUAUGGCGGGCCGAUCAAGACGACUGCUGGGGGAAAGUACACCGUUACCAAAGCGUGA